UUCCCUUUUAAAAAUAAACGAUGCCUUACACGCUUGGGGAAACCCAAACGGUCGUCAAAACAGAGCAGUCCCAAGUCAAGAAGUGCAAAUCGAAAUCGGAGGAGGGAGUUUCGUUUCCGAUUCCAAUUUCCAACUGGGAUUUUGGAUUUUUGGGAAUUGGAAUUGCUUUCCCCCAAAUCUCCCCCUUAAAAAGGAACCCACUUCAUCCCACGAGCCCACGAGGCCUUUUCCUUUUCGUUUUGCCUUUCCAUUCUCUUUUUCUUGCUUCCCAAUCUCCGCCAUGGAUUCUAUAAAUACCCACUUGGGUUUCUCUGCUUGAUUGAGCUCGGUCUCGGAGUUCGGGAACAGGGUCGUCUGCGGAUUUUGAAUUUCUGGGUCAUGGAGAUGAAGCCCUCCUCUGAUAUCGUCCAGAAGAGAGAGCUGAGAUUGCCAAUUGGGUGGAGGUUCCGACCCACAGACGAAGAGCUCAUCCUUCACUAUCUGAAGAACAGAGUCUCCAAUCUCCCCCUCCCUGCUUCUGUCAUCCCUGAGCUUGAUGUCUUCCAGACCCAUCCCUCCGACUUCCCUGGUGAUUUGAAGGAGAAGAGGUACUUCUUCAGCAGAAGGAAAGGGAAUGGGAGAAAAUGCAUCAGAGCCAGCAGUGGCUCUGGGUACUGGAGGGUUGUGGGCAAAGAUAGGCUAUUUGUGGCCCACUCAGGAUGCAACAUGGCAGUCGCAAUGAAGAAAUCUCUGGUUUUCCAUGAAGCCAAACUCCCUUGUGGGACUAAUUCUGCCUCUAAAACUACUUGGGUCAUGCAUGAGUACAGCCUUGUGAACUGUACAGGACCAAACCCUAACUCAACUCAGAACCCUAGGAUGGAUAGGGAAGAGUGGCUUGUAUACUGCAUAUUCCAGGAGAAGAAGAAGAAGAAGAAGUCUAAAGCUCUUGGGAUUUCCUCCAGCAGCAAGAGAACUGUGAAUAUGGAGGCGAAUAGCGCUUUUCCCACUGGGGAAAAUAGCUGUGAGUUGGGUUCUCCUCAGCCUUCUUCUUCUUGCAGCAGUGGAAUCACUGAGGUGUCUUCUCAUGGUAAUGGGUCAGAGCAGGAAGAAAGCAGUGGCUAUGUUAGUCUUUCUUCAUUUUCUUGGAAGUGUUAGAGAGCGGAAGUGAUGCCUGUUGGGCAGCAAAUGUGAAGAGACAAAGAGAAGUCUUGCAUAUAAACUGUUUUGGGGACUUUGUAAGAGAAUGUGUUAUGCAAGCAAUUGCAAAUCUAACAUUUUGAGAUUAAUGUUAUACUCUUCCUUCCCUCUUUUACAAGACAUUUUGAGAUUAA
Malania oleifera is the source of this 1310-nucleotide messenger RNA. Its product is annotated as NAC domain-containing protein 83. Gene Ontology annotation, molecular function: DNA binding. The record is from RefSeq and is a predicted model, not a curated record. NCBI's taxonomy places the organism in Eukaryota, Viridiplantae, Streptophyta, Magnoliopsida, Santalales, Ximeniaceae. The transcript has 3 exons. Gene Ontology annotation, biological process: regulation of DNA-templated transcription. The coding region runs from base 379 to 1134 and encodes 251 amino acids.